GGCCUGGUAUAUAUGCCUGAGGAACUGUACAAGAUGAUCCUCAGACUUAGAGCAAUCAACUCGCCAUCAUGGCCACGAACACGUCCCCGAAGAGUGCGCUCAAUAUCGUCAUGGGAUGCAUGACGUUUGGAGAUCCAGGCACUGAAGCCGUUCGCGUCUCUGACCUGAAAGAAAUCGAGGCGAUCAUCGACGCGUUCGCGGCUCACGGACAUACCGAGUUGGACACCGCUCGUAGCUAUGGAGGCGGUAGUGCCGAGUCCUACCUCGCCAAGAUCGACUACGCCAAGAAAGGUUUGAAAGUCCUGAAAGUCCAGACGAAGUUGAAUCCCACUGCGCACAUCCCAGUGGAGCGAAGGGUUGGCAUGGUCGGGAAAGAAACCAUCUCGCAUGGGCCGGAGGACCUCCACAAGUGGCUCGAUGUUUCCCUAAAGCAAUUGAACACAGACUGUGUCGAUUUGUGGUAUCUGCACUCCCCCGACCGCACGACUCCUUACGAGGUUACGAUGAAAGCCGUGAAUGAACUUUACAAGGAGGGCAAGUUCAAGCGCUUCGGUCUCAGCAGCUACAUGUCAUGGGAGGUCGCACAGAUCUGCGAGAUUUGCAAGGCAAACGGAUACAUCCAGCCGACUGUGUAUCAAGGGUUUUACAACGCUCUGCAGCGUGCCGUGGAACCGGAGCUCUUUCUCUGCUUGCGCAAGUACGGCAUUAGCUUCUACGCCUUCAACUGCCUGGCCGGCGGCUUCUUCACCGGCAAGUAUCUCUCCAAGGAAGAUCAAGCCGAACCGGGCUCGCGCUUUGACGAUAGCCGUAUGCUGGGCAAGUUCGUCCGCAGCCUCUACUGGAAUGAUCCCUACUUCAAUGCCGUCACCUCCAUCAAGAAAGCCGCGGACAAGCACGGCCUCUCAAUGGUCGAAGUCGCGCUCCGUUGGGCCUCGCAUCACAGCGCCAUGAAACGCGAAUUUGGCGACUCGAUCAUCAUCGGCGCCUCCAGCUUGAAGUACAUUGAGCAGAACCUGAAUGAUUUAGAGAAAGGCCCGCUACCCGAAGACGUCGUUAACGCAGUGAACGAGGCCUGGAACAGUGUCAAAGGCUUGGCCCCACCCUACUACCGCUGA
Molecule: messenger RNA, 1115 nt
Organism: Punctularia strigosozonata HHB-11173 SS5
Lineage: Eukaryota; Fungi; Basidiomycota; Agaricomycetes; Corticiales; Punctulariaceae
Product: Aldo/keto reductase
Exons: 13
Coding region: 69-1115 (348 amino acids)
Source: RefSeq, a predicted model, not a curated record